Molecule: messenger RNA, 1458 nt
Organism: Lipotes vexillifer (Yangtze River dolphin)
Lineage: Eukaryota; Metazoa; Chordata; Mammalia; Artiodactyla; Lipotidae
Source: RefSeq, a predicted model, not a curated record
AUGGUGGGUGGAACACAGGCCCGGGUCUCUGCAGAGCGGAGCGCCCAGCCUCCCACCUUCCGCCUCCUCUGGGCAAGGGGCCGCCUGAGGAAGUGUGAAGAGCUGCUCCCUGAACCGGAGAGUCUGAGUCUCCGGGGUGAGUUUGCAGAGCUGCCACCAAAGGCCCUUCCCGACCAUGUAACGGACCAGACAGACAUCCCACCUGACCUCAGUCAGCUCAGGGUGGCGGGGACCUGUCCAGCACCACGGGCUGGCCAGCUGGGGCAGCUGACGGAGUCUGGAUGCCAGCUGGGCCAGGGUGCGGGGCUGAGUGAGGCCAUCUCCGAGGACCCAUCGGAGACCUGGGGGGGUGACCUGGAGCAUCGGGCAGGGUCCCUGCUCCUCCCCAAAGCCAGCGCAGGCCCAUCCGCUGAUGUGACGCUGGAGCGGACCCGAAGCGGCAGGCUACCCGUCGGUCACCGGGCGCGGUUCAAGGGCCCCUUGUGUGGCAACCGGGCUGGCAAGGGCAGCCGCGUCCUCGGCCGCCUUUGGAGCGCGAUCAGAAGCCGCCAGCUGCCCUUUCUGACGCGGUGGCUGGAUGGGCAGGCCAGCCUGACCAGCAUUUGGCGCUCCUUCCGGCCCCACCCUGCCCAGCCCGGCCCUCCAGCCUCUGCUGGCCGGCUCCCCUCAGCGCAGAGCCAGGCUUGGCCCCCAGCCUCCCCCAAGAUUCCGGCCAACUGGGGCAUCGUCUUCAGGACCCUGAAUGGGCAGAGGAGGGAGCAGCUCCCGGACUCCGCGGCCGAGGGGUGGGGCGCUGGGGUCAGCAUCAUCAGUUGGUUCAUCCGGUCCUUCAAGUACUUAUACGGCCUUCGCUUUGAGGUAAAGGGCCGUCAGAAGCUGGAGGAGGACCGCCCCUGUGUCAUAAUUUCCAACCACCAGAGCAUCCUGGACAUGAUGGGCCUCAUGGAGGUCCUCCCUGAUCGCUGCGUGCAGAUUGCCAAGCGCGAGCUGCUCUUCCUGGGGCCCGUGGGCCUGAUCAUGUACCUGGGCGGCGUUCUCUUCAUCAACCGGCAGCGCUCCAGGAUGGCCAUGACUGUGAUCUCUGAUGUGGGCAAGCGCAUGGUCAGGGAGAAGCUCAAAGUGUGGAUCUACCCCGAGGGCACGCGGAAUGACAGUGGGGAUCUGCUGCCUUUCAAGAAAGGUGCCUUCUACCUGGCCAUCCAGGCCCAGGUGCCCAUCAUCCCCGUGGUUUACUCCAGCUUCUCCUCUUUCUACAACUACAGGACGAAGCUCUUCACCUCAGGAACCAUCAAGGUGGAGGUGCUGGACGCCAUCCCCACCACCGGCCUCACUAUCGCCGACGUCCCUGAGCUCUUGGACACCUGCCAGCAGGCCAUGAGGGCCACCUUUUUCCACGUAUCCCAGCUCCCCCGGGAGAAUGGGGCCCCCGCAGGGCCCAACGCCCAGGCAUCCCAGUAG